Molecule: messenger RNA, 873 nt
Organism: Diachasmimorpha longicaudata
Lineage: Eukaryota; Metazoa; Arthropoda; Insecta; Hymenoptera; Braconidae
Product: arylalkylamine N-acetyltransferase 1-like
Exons: 3
Coding region: 76-873 (265 amino acids)
Molecular function (GO): N-acetyltransferase activity
Source: RefSeq, a predicted model, not a curated record
UAUCGUCUUCAAUUAACGCUUUGGGAUGUCAACGCACCAAUUAACUGAUGAGGUGAAUCAGUGGUCACAGAAAUAAUGUGGAGAUUAGUCGGACAUCUCGUGUCCAAUGGAAUACGCAAAAAUCGAACAUCUUUGCCUCGAAUGGUUCAAUCGAAGUUCAAUGUACAGGACGUUAAGUACCGAUCAAGUAACGAGACAAAAUGCGAGACACCUGAAUACAUCAGUCGAAUAGCUGUCCCGACGGAUUACGAUUACGUCCUAAAUUUUAUGUGCGACACCUACUUCAAGUCCGAGCCCUCGAUGGUGAACAUCGGUCUUGCCAAUCAGGACACGUCCCCCAUCCUAAUCGAUCUGAUGCACAAGCAGAUAAAAGAUGGAAUGACGAUAAUAAUAUUGAACGACGAGGGCUGCAUCAUCGGUGCAGCUGUGAACGCAGGGAUGUGUCCUUGGGAUCCACCUGGACUCCGAGACAUUGCGAGUUGCGUUGACGAUAAAGACGUCGCGAAUCUCCUGCGAUUUUUUGCUAAAUUAGCGGAGGCACCCAAUCUCUGGGAGACUUAUCACACCAACAAAUUUUUCGAAUGCUCCUGCGUCGCGGUGGAUCCGCAAUAUCGAGGAACUGGCAUUGCUACCAAGCUGGUUCAUGACAGCUGGUUACUAGCCAGGGACUGCGGAUGCCGAUUGUUCAGGAUUGACUGCAGCAGCAAAUACACAGCUAAGAUCGCUCAGAAAUUGGGCUGGGAAUGUGUUAUGUCAAUUCCGUACUCAAGUCACGUGGAGUGUGAUGAAUUCGUCUUCAAGAACAUCAGAAAACCCCACGAUACUGUCGACGUGUACAUCGAUUUCCCUUCGAGGCCGAGGGACACCUCUUAG